AUGCCCUCCGCCGCCGAGCCGCUCGUGACGGGAUCCGUCGACCAGACAAAUGCAGAGCUCGGUCAACUCCUACUCCGCCUACAAAGCGAAAUAUUAUUCGUAGACCCGGCCCGCGAAAAGAGGUUACGGUCGAGCCAGCUAGAGCGAGCAAGGAUAGACAGGAACCUCCAGUAUGCGCGGUCGAUGCUCACGAAGCUUGAGCACGAGUCAAUGGGACUGAAGGCCCAGUUGACAAAGCACGACCUACACGUGGAUCUCAAUCGGAAGAGGGAAAUGUUUGAAAUCUUGGCGGAUAGACUAGAGGACUUGAACCAGCUGGAACUCUCGGAUGACGACGAUGAUUCGGAUUUUGACGGAGAGGAUAUCCUAGCCGGAAUAAUAGCUACCCCGAGCGACAGCCUAGACUCGCAGUCUGCCGAUCCACACGCGGCGUCCCAAACGGACGACGAGGGCAUACCGCCGCCGCCCUCAGUCCUUGCGCAACAAGAAAGGCCGCCGAGACCAGAAUCCGAACCGGAUCCCGGAAGCACACAGUCUCGCGGCUCGUCCGAUGCUCAGUUCACCCCAACGUCCUCGCCCACCAACACCACCGCCUCCGUCUCUCUCGACGCCAACCUCGCCGCGAGCCAGUCCUCUCUCCGCGCACGCCGCUCCGCCCCGCAGUCCGAAUCCUAUAGCACCGCCCGCAAUACUCUCCUCUCCCGCCGCAGAGGCGCUUCCUCCGUCGGCACCGCUCCGGCCACCACACGGACGUCGACGGCCACAGCCGAGGCUAUCCUCGACAACCAACGCGCCGAGCAAGAGGCGCUCGUGGACAACAUUCUGCAGUACGCCACUGCUCUACGUGACAACUCGCAGCGUUUCAACGAUACCCUCGAGAAGGACAAGGCCGUCUUGGAACGCGCUGGGGAGGGUAUGGACCGAACCGAGACGGGCAUCGAGACCGCGAGAAGGCGGAUGAACGUCCUGACCAAGAUGACGGAGGGCAAGGGCUGGUGGGGUAGGAUGCUGCUCUUUGCUUGGGUCUACGGCUUGAUGGUGGCUUUGCUCUUGGUGGUCUUUGUGCUGCCCAAGUUCAGGUUUUAA
Molecule: messenger RNA, 1086 nt
Organism: Parascedosporium putredinis
Lineage: Eukaryota; Fungi; Ascomycota; Sordariomycetes; Microascales; Microascaceae
Source: the annotation of a GenBank genome assembly